Messenger RNA from Racocetra persica, 1080 nucleotides. NCBI's taxonomy places the organism in Eukaryota, Fungi, Glomeromycota, Glomeromycetes, Diversisporales, Gigasporaceae. The record is from the annotation of a GenBank genome assembly.
AUGCAAAAUCAAAGAGACGAGACUAAAGACUUAUCCCAGGUUGAGAAUAUGAAGUUAAAACAGAUUAUAGAAGAAAAUGCUAAACGUAAAGCUGUGUACAAGACUAGAAUUAAGAAACUAGAGCAAAGAGAUAAAGAGAAUGUUGAUCUUAAAGCUGUACAUUGGCCCGACCUUAAAAAAAAAUAUGGAUAUGGUGGAUGGGUACAAUUAGAUCAUCAUGAGCCGGGUAAAGCGAGAAUGAUUAUUGAUGGAAAAAAUUUUCGCGAAAUUCAAUGCAAUUGUUGGUCUGCGGAUGAAAGAGUACGAGAAUGUGAUAAUACAGGUGUUGAUGUACAGGUUCUUUCUACAGUUCCUGUGAUGUUUUCGUAUUCUGCAAAGCCUCAACAUACUCUUGAUUUGGCACGUUAUCUAAAUGAUCAUAUUGCUCAAGUAUGUGCCGAAGAUCCAAAACGUUUUGUUGGACUUGGUACACUUCCGAUGCAAUCUCCUGAAUUGGCAGUACAAGAACUUAAAAGAUGUAUUAACGAACUUGGUCUUGUUGGUAUUCAAAUUGGAAGUCACAUUAAUGAAUGGAAUUUGGAUUCACCAGAAUUGGAUCCUAUUUGGGAGGCAUGUGAUCAACUUAAAGUUCCGGUGUUUGUUCAUCCGUGGGAUAUGGAAAAUAAAGGUCGAAUGGAAAAGUACUGGUUUCCAUGGCUUAUCGGAAUGUAUCUUUUUGCUCAUGGUGGUGGAUCUUUUCCAGCUACGCUAGGACGUAUUGUACAUGGUUUCAAUGUUAGACCUGAUUUGUGUGCUAUAAAGAUAAAAAAGAGUCCUCUAGAAUACAUGGAUCGUAUUUAUGUUGAUUCGCUUGUACAUGAUGAGGAAACACUUCAAUUUUUAAUUAAAAAGAUGGGUAUAGAUAAAGUAAUGCUAGGUAGCGAUUACCCUUUUCCACUUGGAGAAAGUCAUCCUGGAAAGUUGAUUGAAGGAUGUGACUGGUUAAGUGAUGAAGAUAAAGAAAAAUUGCUGAGUGGAAAUGUUUUGAAAUUUUUGGGGAUAGAUCAUAAAUUUAAUAAGGAAAUGUAUCUUAAAGAGUAA